Molecule: messenger RNA, 1047 nt
Organism: Procambarus clarkii (red swamp crayfish)
Lineage: Eukaryota; Metazoa; Arthropoda; Malacostraca; Decapoda; Cambaridae
Source: RefSeq, a predicted model, not a curated record
AUGUGUCUGUACGGGGGCGUGUGUCUGUACGGGGGCGUGUCUCUGUACGGGGGCGUGUCUCUGUACGGGGGCAUGUGUCUGUACGGGGGCGUGUGUCUGUCUGUGUACGGGGGCGUGUGUCUGUCUGUGUACGGGGGCGUGUCUCUGUACGGGGGCGUGUCUCUGUACGGGGGCGUGUGUCUCUGUACGGGGGCGUGUCUGUGUACGGGGGCGUGUCUCUGUACGGGGGCGUGUCUCUGCCCCCGUACACAGUCGGAUAUCGUGGAAAAAAUUCUUAAUGUGACGGACGAUAAUUGCCUUCAUUUCCUGGACCACCGCGGCUCUGGGGAGGGCGACGGCGCCUCUGGGGAAGGCGACGGCGCCUCUGGGGAAGGCGACGGCGCCUCUGGGGAGGGCGACGGCGCCUCUGGGGAAGGCGACGGCGCCUCUGGGGAGGGCGACGGCGCCUCUGGGGAGGGCGACGGCGCCUCUGGGGAGGGCGACGGCGCCUCUGGGGAGGGCGACGGCGCCUCUGGGGAGGGCGACGGCGCCUCUGGGGAGGGCGACGGCGCCUCUGGGGAGGGCGACGGCGCCUCUGGGGAGGCCGACGGCGCCUCUGGGGAGGCCGACGGCGCCUCUGGGGAGGCCGACGGCGCCUCUGGGGAGGCCGACGGCGCCUCUGGGGAGGCCGACGGCGCCUCUGGGGAGGCCGACGGCGCCUCUGGGGAGGCCGACGGCGCCUCUGGGGAGGCCGGCGGCGCCUCUGGGGAGGCCGGCGGUGGCUCUGGGGAGGCCGGCGGUGGCUCUGGGGAGGCCGGCGGUGGCUCUGGGGAGGCCGGCGGUGGCUCUGGGGAGGCCGACGGCGCCUCUGGGGAGGCCGCCGGCGCCUCUGGGGAGGCCGGCGGCGCCUCUGGGGAGGCCGGCGGUGGCUCUGGGGAGGCCGGCGGUGGCUCUGGGGAGGCCGGCGGUGGCUCUGGGGAGGCCGGCGGUGGCUCUGGGAGGCUGGCGGUGGCUCUGGGGAGGCUGGCGGUGGCUCUGGGGAGGCUGACGGUGGCUCUGGGAGGCUGA